Molecule: messenger RNA, 2954 nt
Organism: Myiozetetes cayanensis
Lineage: Eukaryota; Metazoa; Chordata; Aves; Passeriformes; Tyrannidae
Gene: LUZP2
Product: leucine zipper protein 2
Exons: 12
Coding region: 279-1316 (345 amino acids)
Source: RefSeq, a predicted model, not a curated record
CCGGGGGGCGCGUCCUGGCGCAUCCCGCGGGCCGCGCUGGAGCCGCCGCCGGGCGGGCUCUGGGCGGGCGGCGGCUCCUUCUGCCUCGUGAUCCCCUUCCCGGCGCUCAAAUCCCGCUCUGCUGGCGCUGGAGGAGGAGGAGGAGGCAGGAGACCCUCCCGCAGCGGGAAGGGUUGGCAGCUCCCCCGGCGAGGCGAAGUGCGGGAGGAGGAGACGGGGAAGGGAGAGCCGGUGGGAAAGACCAGUGCGAGGAACGGAACGAACCGGGGAGCGCCAGUAUGAAAUCCAUCCCUGCCUGUUACCUGCUGCCUCUCUUCGCUGCGCUGGUCUUCGGCACUAGACAGGGCUAUGAAGAACUGGAAAGACAGCUGAAAGAAGUCUUUAAGGAAAGGAGCAACGUACUUCACCAGCUGUUAAAGACUUCUAAAGAACUUCAGGGAAUUAAAGUAAACCUUCAGUCUCUGAAAAACGAUGAAGCAUCAACCAAAAGCGACGUACAGAAGCUUCUCGAACUGGGGGCAAAGCAAAGGGAAGAAAUGAAGUCUCUCCAGCAAGCCUUCCAAAAGCAGCUUCAAGAGGCAACUGAGAAAGCAGAGAAGCAGCAGGCUACCAUUAACUUUUUGAAGACUGAAAUGGAAAGAAAGAGCAAAAUGAUCCGAGACCUCCAAAAUGAGAACAAAAGCCUCAAAAACAAGCUCUUGUCAGGAAACAAGCUUUGUGGCAUUCAUGCAGAGGAGUCAAAAAAGAUACAAGCCCAGCUGAAAGAGCUUCGUUAUGGGAAAAAGGAUCUGAUUUUUAAGGCACAGCAGCUAACAGAUCUGGAGCAAAAACUAGCAGUUGCAAAAGAGGUAUUGGAGAAAGCAGCCCUUGACAAGGAGUCACAGCUGAAAGCUCUGAAGGACACGGUGCAGCUCUGCCUGUCCUCCGUUCUGCACAAUCAGCCCUCCCCUGUAAACCUCAUCCCUUCAAAACCAACUGAGAGGCUGAACCCCCCAGUCACAAAGGGCUCCCGAGUCCCAUUUCAAGUGACAAACUCCAAGAUUCGUCGAAAUGUCUCAGCAGAGAAAGAGAAUUUUCACGUGGACUUGGAAAGCAAAGAAAAUCAGAGCACCCAGGAGUGUGAUUCUCAAGAUGUUGCCAAGACGUGUUUGGGGAAUCGCAAUAAUUCGACAUCUCAUUUGAAGGUAGCAGAAACAGAGACAAGCUCUCAGAAGUUGCACAGCCUUCCGUGGACUAAAUCCGAAGACAAAAAGUCACCUGAAAGAGAUGAGAAAAAAUCAGAGGAGUCUGUUAGUACAAAGGAAAAAAACCUCUAAGCACUACUAACCUACAUUAAGAACGCCGUUCACUUGCUUCCACAUUCAGAUUCUUUUUAGUGCAAAGUCAUGAAAUGUACCAGGUUUCUAAAGCAUGCAUUUUUCACUAUUUUAUGAAUGUUUGUAAAUUAGCCUAGAAUAGACCAAUUAGUACCUUCCAGCCAUAAUCCAAAAGGGAUGUUUGAAGAAAAGCUUCAGAAUACAGCCCAGUUUUUGAACUCUUGUUCUACACAUAAGUAAUUGCAUAGUUUCUUUGUAAACAAAAGCCAAUCUUAAGUAUUUUCUCAGUCUGUUCUAUUUCAUGUACCUUUAUGGCAGAUUAGGUUUUUAAAUUAAGAUUAAAGGGGCAGCUGGGGAGGGGGGGGAGAAAUAUCUGUGUAGCCAUAGUUUAAGUACAACUCAUAAGUGCAGCUGUAAAAAGGGAACUGUGGAUGGGGAGGGGGGGUGUCAAUGUAUUACCUUUCAGUAAUACCAUUUCAAAUCUACUAAUUUAAACAAUAAAAUAUGUUUAUUUGGUUCUUUUUUUUUUCUUUUCCCUGUCUGCUAUCACAACUCUUUUUUUGUCCAUUUUUUGAACACUGAAGCACUGACAGAACUGGAUUUUGAGAGGUGGAGAUAAAGUUGAGUCAGGGGAGAUUUAUCUUAGAUGUUGGGAAAAAAUUCUUCACCCAGAGGGUGUUUGGGCACUGGAACAGGCUCCCCAGGGAAGUGGUCCCUGCAACAAGCCUGCCAGAGUUUGGGAAGGGUCUGGACAAUGCUCUCUGGCACGUGGGGUGACUCUUGGGAAUGGUCCUGUGUAGAGCUAAGAGUUGGACUCAGUGAUCCUUGUGGGUCCCCUCCAACUCAGCAUGUUCUGUGAUUUUUCACCACGGGGCAUCAAAGACAGAACAGGAUUUCCUGGGUGAGUAUUUUUCUGUUUUUCUAAUAUAAGUGGCAGUGGAAUUUAAAAUCUGAAUACCAGCUAACUCAGAAAUUCAAUGUGAGUUUGGGCAGGUAGAAUUUGUCUUCAGUUAACGAGGUUUCUAAUUUAGGUUCCUAAAUUUGAAACCAAGCAAAUAUGAGAUUUGCACUUUGGCUAUCAUUCUCUAUUACCUUUACUGACUUGACUAUUAUUAUGAAUUUCCUAUUCUUUUUACUAUUUAUUAUUAUUUAACUUAACUGUUAUUAUAACUGGAUGAUCUUUAAGGUCACCCCAAGCAAACCAACUAUCCUUCCCAAGGCAAAAAUUGUUAAGUAGUGUUGAUUAAUAGAUCGAAUUAACACACACAAUAUAAUCCCCAAACUGAUCUCUCUUCAUCUUAAUUCCAUUAUGUCACUAAGGAAAGAGGCCAGGUAGUUUUAAUUAGAAGUGCUUCUUAGUACUAAGCUAAAUAAUGUCUUUACAGACGUGAUAAAAUUUGUGAUUGUAGAAAUUAUGGUUGUUUCAUUAUUAGCAAAGUUAACACACUGAAAUUUAUGAGCUUUAGCUGCUGACAAGCUGACCCAUUUCUUAGUUUAUUCAUAUGCAGAGUGAAGCCAUUAUAUGUUUUUGUGUAAAAUCUAACAGUUUAAAGAUAAUCUUCUUGUGGUGCCAUUUUCUGCGGAUGUGACAGGCAAAGGCUCGCUUGCAAGUAAUGAAAUUACACUGUUUUUACCUUU